CCUGCAGGGGCAGCAGCUACUGCCGUCUCUGCAGCUCGGUGGCCAGGGGUGGAAGGAAGCCGCAGCCGCAACCCCAAGUCACCCCCCGCUGCCCUGUCCCACCGCCUCAUCUCUCCCCCCUCGGGUCCUUCCUGGAAAUGGUGGUUUGACCUUAGCUGUCCUUGCCUCCAUAACCAUCCUGCUGACGUUCCCAAUGGCUGUUGAGCUUUUUGGCUGGGGAAAAAACAAACUCUUUUCUGGAAGAAAGUAUUAGGGACCACCAACAUCAGAAAUCCUCUGGGCAGCUUGCUAGAAGUACAGAUUUCUGGCAUCCACCCAGACCUAUUGAAUUGGAAUUGUUGGAGAUUGGGACCAAGUUGUUUCUUAUGCACAUUAAAGUCUGAGGAAAAGGGUAAUUUAUCACUUCUGAAUGUGCAGAACAUUGGCAUUCUCCAUGAGAAAAGUCAACAUUGAAUAGUGGGCAACAAUUUUGGCAUCUCUCCAAUUCAUCUCUUAGUGUCCCCUUGUGACUGCUUCGUAAGUAGCAGUUUUGGCUACUUGCUCAUGACACUAUUUUUCUGAUAACAGAGGAAACCUACUGUCUGCCCAUUGGUUUCCAGUACUGUCACUCAAUUCUACUUAGUCUCACUUGAUUUCAGAAGAGCCAAUGGAGAAGUACACAGAAUCACCACCUACCUUGCAAGUAGAGCAUUCCUCCCUUCAGACUGAGAAUCUGAUUCUACAGCCACAAAUACAGCGUCUAAAUGAAGAGGGCUCUGAUCUGAGGGGCCAAGUCAUGCCUACCCUGGCUACCGUGAUGAUGUCUGUACCCCGCUCACUUGAACAUCUCUCUCAGUUUCACCAUGACCCUGCCAACCUCUCAAUAUUUCUUGCACAGUUGACAACUCUCAAGUUCCCCAGUCCUGCAGAUGAUGUCCAAGUCAAGUUCUUUUUUGACUACCUAUCUCAGCAGAUGGAAAGUUGUGGAGUCAUAUUUGGGCCUGACCAGAGCUCUCAGCAGAAACAAUAUGAGAACUUUGUUUUUGCAUUCCAGCAAUCACUUGGUGUGCCUACAAAACAGGAAAUAGACCCUCUGAACAAGGAGGACAACUCCUCUCAGAAAGAUGCUUCUACUUCUGAGCACCUUGCUCAAAAUAUGAGCUAUAAUGAAACCAGUCAGAGUGAUCAUUUCCAAGAAGGAAUAGCUGACUCCAUCCAGGAUGAUUUGAGUGGCACAGAUAUGAUGGAUAACCUUCCAGACCUGAUCACUCAGUGUAUUCAGUUGGACAAGAAACGUAGUGACAGGCCAGAGCUUCUUCAGUCAGAGACACAGCUCCCAGUGUUGGAUUGCAUGAUCCACCACCAAGCCUUUUCCAUCCCCACAGAUCUGCCACCCAAGGAAGAACCUAUACAGUUGCGUGGAAGCCAGCCACCACUCACUCCGGCCAAAAGAGCCCGCCAGCAAGAAGCUCAGUUGUGCCUCUACUGCAGCCAGGCUGGUCACUUCACAAGAGAUUGCCUUGCCAAACGUUCUCGAGCCCCAGCAAGGAUAAACAACCCAACUCACCAGUAAGAGAGCAGGUCACAUUGUAAACUUAUCUCCCUCUCACCUCCAGCCUUAAAAAUGUAUAUCCUGCACUAACAUUUAAAAUACAGGUGAGGAACUGUGAUACCACUUCAUAGACUGUCAUGAACUCAUGUGCUUCUGGAAAUUUAAAUAACUAGAUUUUGUUCAUUUGGUCACCCAUCACCAAACCAAACCCAACCCAACAAUGAUGAAAACAACUCACAGGCACUUUCUUCAAUUGGAACCAAUUCCCCAAGAGUACUGAAAGUCUGUAGAUGAAAGUCUAGCCAGUCUGAGCCAAAUGAAAACAACCCUGGACGUGCACUGAGAACCCCAUUCCUUCCAAUGGGUGAGAUCUAGGUUGAGUUUGUUGGCUUAAGUCUUCUGUGCCUAAGAUUGGGCCCAAGACUUUCACCCUAACCCUCAUCCGUCUGUAUUAUAGUUCCCUGUUGGUUUAGGACCCUUGAAUUCCUGAUUGCAUUCCAUAUCCUACCAACAUUUUUCUACUGGAAGCUGAAACCUGCUCCUACCUAUUGACUAGAGUCCAGCUUCAAUACAAACCAAUCUUCAUGGAAACACAGCUCCACUACUAUUUCAUACAGCUGUGUAUUUUGUUGCCAUUUAAAGACCUCUACUUGCUAGAAAAAGAAAAAGAAAAGAAAAGAAAGACAGAAAGAAGAAAUGAAAAGAGAAGGAAAAGAAAAGAAAAAAAAGAAAAGAAAAGAAAAGAAAAAUACCCUCGAUCUCUUAACUACUGACAAACCAGAUGGCUUGGCCAUUUGAAGACUGAUUGGAAUUGUUGGUCUAUUUCCUUGAGAACUAGCACUUCAGGCACAUACAUGUUUUUAGCCAAGCCCAACUAAUUCCAAAUUACUCUUCUCUUUCCCAACAACCUACUUCAGGUUAUAGCAUGUCUAAUGGCCAAGUUUAAAUGGUCUAGGAUAAUGACCUCUGAAAAAUAUUAACAAAAGUUGGGGAAAGAAUCUUCACCAUAAUUAUUAUGUCUACAGCAUGUCUUUGCUGUCUUACCUGGCAGGUAAGGGAGCCUGGUUAAAUAAAUCUCCACUGAAGACUUAGGGUCAGGCUUUGUAGUAGUUUAUGACCCUAGAGGUCUCAAUGUGGUCACCAUUUAGGAUCACUACCAUUGAUAUUGAGCUCUGUACCCUUAUGGAUCACCUCUGGGGAUCCUCAUUUAGUUGAGAAUCUUGAAAAGCAAAUAAUGACAAACAACUUUCUGAACCAUCCCAUCUGACAAAUCCUGGGGCAUGGACAUCAACACCACUGACAAAUAAAUCUUAAGAAGAAGGGGUUUGAUUGCUUGUGUUGUGCUCUUCGCACACAGGCACACACAUCAGCUCUGUAUGGAUUCCUAAUGCUUCUGAACAAAAGUAGUGUCAUGCUGGAGAGACACAAUUUUCUAAACUAUUAAAGAUAUCCAGUAACAAUUGAUGCUUGCUAGUAAUAUUCAGUCCUCUGUUCCUUGUUUCUUGGUGCUGAUGUAUGUCCCUAUAAAUAAUUGAUUUCCUGAAGAAAGAUCAGUAACUCCAUAUUCCCUAGCAGCCAUCAAGACCUCUCAGAACAUGAAGUGUUAUUGUACUUUGGCCUUGUUCCUGAAGAAUUAUGCUAACUUUGACAAUACUUAAACCCACCUAGGACCUUACCACUUUCAUCCUAUAACUAACAAGUAGAUCAUUGUUCCCAUCAGUGCCUCACUAACCACUGUGCCAAUUUUAAUUUGCAUUUACAAGGGGUCUCCUUUAUUAACGGCUUGCUAUACAUCCACCUUACUCCAUAUGUUCUCACAAGGAGACUGGAAUGUUCAUAUUCCAUUUAUGCCAAGAAAUUCUCACUUUAGUACUGGGAUUGUAGGAAAGCCUCUAACAAGUAGAUUUAUUUAAACUUUAAAUGUCUCUUGGAUUACCUGGAGGUAUCCUGAUCUAGCACCCUCAAUUCUAUAACAAGAGAGUAACCCAACAGCCUUCAGUCACUUUCCUUACUGACUCCAGUAUGGUCUUGGAAUGUUUCAUCACCAAUCUUUCCUUACCUUGGGGACAUAAUUUGUCAUUAUGUGCUCUCUCACAAAGAGGCAUCACCUUAUUUCCUGUUUGGGCCUUCUCUCUGCAGCAACAUCACCUUUUUCUCCAAGAAAUCUUCAGAUUUGAUAGCCUCUUGGAACAGAUAAUUAAUUCUGGGCUACUAAACUUCCCAUUUCUAGAAGCUCCUUGUUGAGGAAUUCCCAGUCAAGGAAUUCUUGUGUUCUAUGUGAUACAAUCCAACAAUCAUACUGAGCAUAGGGAUGGGGUACUGAGAUAAUGCUUUACUGUCUACUAGCUAGCCAGAAUUGUGUUUAUCACUUAAAAUUUUUGUUAUAAUGACGCCAUCCACUUCAUCUAGAACAAACUCAUUAUUUAGCAUAAAGAGAGCUACACAGAUAUCAGAUCUUAUACCUAAGUGAACUUCUCUGAGAGUGAAACUAAAAUCUACUGAGAA
This is a messenger RNA of Mustela erminea (ermine), 4036 nucleotides long. It is a transcript of the gene RTL4, whose product is annotated as retrotransposon Gag like 4. Gene Ontology annotation, molecular function: zinc ion binding; nucleic acid binding. The coding region runs from base 647 to 1552 and encodes 301 amino acids. NCBI's taxonomy places the organism in Eukaryota, Metazoa, Chordata, Mammalia, Carnivora, Mustelidae. The record is from RefSeq and is a predicted model, not a curated record. The transcript has 4 exons.